Messenger RNA from Aureobasidium musti, 996 nucleotides. Lineage: Eukaryota; Fungi; Ascomycota; Dothideomycetes; Dothideales; Saccotheciaceae. The record is from the annotation of a GenBank genome assembly.
AUGGCCAGUUCCAAGUACAUCGAAUUUACCCANAAAGACUUUGUCUACAAGACAGUCAACAACCAUGAAAUCUCCACCACGGUCUUGGUCCCCAAGAACAUCAAGCCAGGAAAACACCCAUUGCUCGUUCAUUUCCACGGCGGCUUCUUGAUCUGUGGCUCCAAGCUCUACGAAGAGUGGCACGCAGUAUGGACAAUCCAACUCGCAGCCCAGAAAGGCGCUAUCCUUGUCACUCCGAACUACCGACUUUUGCCCGAAGCGAACGGCAGAGAAGUACUUGACGAUAUCGCUGACUUCUGGUCUUGGAUCAAAAGCUCUCUGCCUGAAGAGGUUGAGGGCAUGGCCAAAGGAGUGGAGGUGGACGUCAGCAAUGUAUUGGUGGCUGGAGAAUCAGCAGGCGGAUACCUAGCCGUCCAAUCGGCACUCUUGCACCCAGAUGCAGGUAUCAAAGCAGUGAUCUCACAGUACGGCAUGCUGGACAACAGGAUACCGCAUUUCUCGCAAAAGGGAGGGAAGAACAUGGCUGGGGCGCCUCAGCAACCAGAGUCCGAAAUCGACGAUUACCUGAGGGAUAUGAAGAAAGGAGCGGUGAGAACAGAGACCCAUCCUUGGGAGCUGUGGUUGUUCAUCUGCGCUACCGUACAGGCUGGACGGUACCUAGAAUUCUUGGGUGAUGGGCAAGGUGUGCACGCAAUUGACAAUCUUGAGACAACCAAGAGCGUCCCUGCAUGCUGGAUCAUCCAUGGCAAAGAAGAUUCACUGGUAAGUCGGUCGGUGGAGAACAAAACGAAACCAGCUCGAGUUGCUAAAGCGAUGAACAGNGUGCCCAUCGAAGCCUCGAACAACUUUGUCGACAAUCUCAAGAAAAUUCAGCCCGAGACACCAUUGAGGUAUACGAUACAACCAGGCGAGCAUGGAUUCGAUGGUGCGGUGACCAUGGACGCAGACUGGGUCAAGNNGGAAGGCUGUGUUUGGCUUGAUCAAUAUUGGCCAUGA